Molecule: messenger RNA, 990 nt
Organism: Hirsutella rhossiliensis
Lineage: Eukaryota; Fungi; Ascomycota; Sordariomycetes; Hypocreales; Ophiocordycipitaceae
Product: carbon-nitrogen hydrolase domain-containing protein
Exons: 4
Coding region: 1-990 (329 amino acids)
Biological process (GO): protein catabolic process
Molecular function (GO): protein-N-terminal glutamine amidohydrolase activity; protein-N-terminal asparagine amidohydrolase activity
Source: RefSeq, a predicted model, not a curated record
AUGAAGAUUGCGUGCUUGCAGUUUGCGCCCCAGGUUGGCGACGUGGACAACAAUCUCCACCGCGCCGAUGCCGUCCUGUCCAGGGCAAAUCCCGAAGACCUCGAUCUCGACCUCCUCGUCCUGCCCGAAAUGGCCUUUACCGGAUACAACUUCAAGUCGCUCCAGGAAAUCGCCCCCUUCCUCGAGCCCUCGGGCUCCGGCAUCACAUCGCUGUGGGCUCGAACGACUGCGCUCAAGUACAACUGCGUCGUCUUGGCUGGCUAUCCGGAAAAGGUCGAUGUCUCUCCCAAGUGGCCCACCGGCCCCGAGUACUACAACUCGGCCAUCGUCGUCAACCAGGAAGGCGAGACCAUUGCCAACUAUCGCAAGUCUUUUCUCUACUACACUGACGAGACGUGGGCUCUCGAGGGCGAUGGUGGUUUCUACGACGGCUUUAUCCCCGGUUUGGGAAACACCUCCAUCGGCAUAUGCAUGGACCUCAACCCGUACAAGUUUGAGGCACCCUGGCAUGCUUUUGAGUUUGCCUUUCAUAUACUCGAGGUCGAGUCCAACCUGGUUAUUGUCUCCAUGGCAUGGAUGACCAGGGAGGACCAACAGCUGUUCACACGCAAACCUAAUGAGCCAGACAUGGACACCCUGGCCUAUUGGGUCACCCGGCUUGAGCCCCUCAUUCGCUCCGAGAACCAGGAAGAGAUUAUAGUCGUCUUCUGCAACCGCUGUGGCAUAGAAGGCGACGUCAUCUUCGCUGGAACAAGUGCCGUUAUUGGUAUCCAGGACGGCGAGGUCAAGGUCUACGCACUGCUUGGUCGAUGUGACAAGGAGCUGCUGGUUGUGGACACUGACAGCUCUCCCUACGCAAAGUUGAUUUAUCAGCCAAAACCGGGCUCUGAGCCACCAAACGGGGAACCGGCAAGGUCAGAACCCUCAGACAGCUCUUCAGCCGGAGGGAACUUGGGCCCAGUCAGUCAUCCCAAUCCGUACGGACCGUAG